AUGGACCCGGCACUACACACCAAGCUCAAAACCGCCUUUCACAAGUUCCGAAAAUGGGGACUAGAGAACCACAACCACCUAGUAUCCAUAGCUGACGAUCUCGAGAACAGCGAGGUGCACAAGCCGAAAAACUAUAAGGCGUAUCAGAUGCUGUUUUGGCGGUUUCGGGGGAUGUGGCCUAAUGUUUGUUUGGUCCAACAAAUCCUAAAAGACCAAGCACCCGCUACAUGCCGUACCUCCAGAGACCGACCUCCUACACGUGCAUCUACAGCUAAGACCUCCUCCUCCUAUAUCCAGCCCUCACAGCCCUCCCCGCAAAACCCAGCACCACCAACCAGUACAAGUGCACCACCACAACCACCACCACGUGCAACCAACUUUAGUACACAGAAUACCACCACCACCACCACCACCACCACAAGCACCACCGCCACGACCGCACUCCUCUUUUCGCGCUUCAAAUCCCCCGUCAUGCUCCCCUUCGCCAAAUGGUGGGCCGAAUCCCAAGACAAGCGAGAAGGCCCCCUAUUGCCCGCACCGAGCUUCGAAGGGGCUAUCGAGGGGAUUUGUAGUUGUAUUUCUCUAAUCGUGGAUGAUUGGGAAGCGGAGAUUCUGCCUUUGUUGGUGUCGGAUGUGGUACAAGUAGAUAGACAGCGGGAACCGACUGGUGGUGCGGGGGCAUGA
This is a messenger RNA of Neurospora crassa OR74A, 684 nucleotides long. RefSeq lists its product as hypothetical. The transcript has 2 exons. NCBI's taxonomy places the organism in Eukaryota, Fungi, Ascomycota, Sordariomycetes, Sordariales, Sordariaceae. The coding region runs from base 1 to 684 and encodes 227 amino acids. The record is from RefSeq and is a predicted model, not a curated record.